AUGCAACUACCAACAAUUAAAGUGAGACUAAUUGUGAACAAUUUGGAGACAGCCUUCGAGUUUUACAGUAUCACAGCCAGUAGAUAUUCCACUCAAAAUGUUAUCCUGAACCAAAAUGAACUGAAUUCUGGAAACACUGCCACUCAACUAACGACAGCAUCUGGAUUCAACGGUUACAAUUUAAUUCUUCAAAUGAAACGUCAUAAAUACUUUGUCUACUUCUUAUCGAAGAAUUUCAGACGGAAUGUAUACACAUUCUUUGAGAAUAUUUUAAGAACUACUGCACAAAAAAUCAGUUUUAACCUGACGACCCCCCAAACAAUGUAUGUCAUGAGGUCUGAACCAAGAUUUUUCGUAAAUAAUUUAUGGUAUGGUCUUCAUUUAUGUAAUCAAACUACAAGCAUGAGUCUUUUAGACAAAUAA
Messenger RNA from Echinococcus granulosus, 423 nucleotides. RefSeq lists its product as hypothetical. The record is from RefSeq and is a predicted model, not a curated record. The coding region runs from base 1 to 423 and encodes 140 amino acids. Lineage: Eukaryota; Metazoa; Platyhelminthes; Cestoda; Cyclophyllidea; Taeniidae. The transcript is spliced from 3 exons.